ACUAUAUAUAUGUAUGAACCCACCGGCAUUUUAUCUUUUCUCAUGCCCUAGUAAUGAAAAUCAGCUGUCUGCAUUUGUAUUCAUAACUAUUACAAUCAAACACCGAUUUUUUUUCUUAUUUCCUUUCUAAUCAGACCUACAAAAACCACCAACGUUUAAGUUAACGAAUGUAGAAACAACCACCCCCUCCGCCGCCGUCUCCGCCGCCGCCGACAAGUAAAUUUUAUACAUACAGAAGAUGAUGAUGAUGCUGAGAAGAAAUCCAAAGCCCCUCUCAGCAGUUUUAGCGCGCUUUGGUUCUUUGGCGAGUAGCAAAGUUAGUCCUUCAUCUGAUGAUGCCCUAGCUUGCUUUUACAACAUGCUAAAUACGAACCCCUUACCUUCCGUACAUGAAUUUAACAAUUUAUUCUCUCGACUUGUUAGAACGAAACGUUUCGAGACUGUAAUCUCUUUGGGGAAAGAGAUGGAAUUAGUUGGAAUUCAGUUUGAUGCUUACACUUUGAAUAUUUUAAUUAAUUGCUAUUGCAAUGUACAUCGUGUCGAUUUCGGAUUCUCUCUGCUAGGAAAAUUGGUUAAACUCGGGUUUCGGCUUGAUGUUAUUGUGUUUAAUACGUUAAUCAAUGGCCUUUCUAGACAGGGCAAAGUUGAUGAAGCAGUUCAACUGUUUCAUGAUAUUGUUGCCAAGGGAUAUCAACCUGAUGAUUUUACCUAUAGUGCGGUUGUUAAUGGUCUUUGUAAAUAUGGAAAGACGGAAAUGGCUGUCAGUUUUCUCCGUGAAUUGGGUUGUCGGGUGAAUGUGGUAGCUUAUAGUACAAUAAUUGACAGCCUUUGUAAGCGUAAAAGCUUUUCGGAGGCGUUAGACCUCUUUUCGGAAAUGAAGGGGAUGGGCAUUUUGCCUAAUGUUGUCACUUAUACGUCUUUGAUUCAUGGUCUUUAUAAUGCAGCGCGGUGGAAGGAAGCUUUAGCUUUACUUAACGAGAUGCUGGAUUUGGGUAUUACACCGAAUUUGGUUACCUUCAGUGCGUUAGUUGAUUUACAUUGUAAGGAAGGGAAGGUUUCUGAGGCUCAUGGUAUAGUCGAAACGAUGAUUAAGAGAGGGAUACAGCCGGAUGUUGUCACCUACAGUUCGUUGAUGAAUGGAUAUUGUUUGAAGAACCAGAUAAGUCAAGCUAGAAAUGUGUUUGAUGAGAUGGUUAGUAAAGGCUGUACACCUAAUGCUCAUACUUACAACAUUUUAAUUAAUUUGUACUGUAAGAGCCAAUUGUUAGAUGAGGCAAAAUUUCUUUUUGAUGAAAUGCAUCGUAAUGGUUUAAUGGCCGAUGUAGUUACUUGUAAUUCUCUUAUACAAGGAGUCUGUCAAGUGGAGGGCCCUUGGGCUGCCCUACAGUUUUCGGAGAAGAUAGAUGCUCCUCGAAAUAUUUUGACUUACUCAAUUUUGCUAGAUUGCUUUUGUGAACAUGGGCAUCUUGAUAUGGCAUUGACCCUAUUUGAUGAAAUGCAAAGGAAUAUGAUUAAGCCUGAUUGUAUUGUCUAUACUAUUCUCAUCAAAGGCAUGUCCAAAGCCGGGAAGCUUGACGAUGCAAAGCAACUGUUCUCUAGACUUUCCAAAGAAGGGUUGCAGCUUGAUGUUCAAAUAUACAAUACUCUGUUUGAUGGCCUUUGUAGAGGAGGGUUGCUAGAUGAAGCUUAUGUGCUCUUUAGAAAAAUGGAAUCAGAUGGCUGCUUACCAGAUAGACGCUCUUAUAAUGUGAUUAUCCAGGGAUUUCUACAGCGCAAGGAUCUACCAGCAGCAAAACAGCUCUUUGAUGAGAUGGUUGAUAAGGGUUUUCCUGCAGAUGCCACCUCAACCACCUUUCUAGGAGAUUUAAAAGCUAUUGAAUCUAUCCUUGUGUGAUCAAAUAUAAAGGCUUCCAUUUAUGAGUUCACAGAGGCUAUCAAAGGUUAUCGAGUUAUAUUUCCUGAUUUGGAGAAGCAACGGAUUAAACUAUGCCAAGACAUGAUAACCAAGCACUUUGAAAUCACUGAAGAAUACAUAAAGGACCGGGUUUCUGUUGCGAAAUUUCUGGAUAUUUUCCGAACUAUUUGGAGAGAGGUGCUCCUGUUGAAUAAAGUGUUGCAUGAGGCUUAUCUUCCCGAUUACUCUCUGGAGGUCAUACUUUGUUCUUUUAUGCUGGAUGACAAUCUAUUACACAUCUCUUUGCUACCCCAUCUGAAAUGAGAGAAUUCCCUUGUUAUUUCCAAGAAUGGUACCAGGUUUUGGAUUGAUCUUGGUGUGUUUUCAGGCUCGUGGUGUGUUGUCAAGCAAUAUGUCAGCAAGCUCAUUUUCUCCCCUUCUGCAUGAUAUCUCAGGUGAUUAUUGCAAUUUUGAUGAAGAUUUGCCUCAAUAGUUACAUAUUAAAAGUGACUUGGUCCAGGGUUUUUAUUAAGUGUUUAGAAAGGAUAAUAAUGCUAUAAAAGUUCCUUGGAGUGACAUAGCUCAUAUGAUAACUGAAUAAAUAGGGAAUGAGCUGUGGAAAACAUGUAAUUUAAGUUACGUGGCAUAGAAACAGUUUUCAAUGGCAGUAAAGUAACUAUGGGAUGUGUCUGUUAUGUUUAGCAAGAAUCUGUCAUAAAAGCUAUAAUAAAAUUCUGCCUAAAAAGUUUGCAAGAAUUUGUCCAACUCCAGGCCUUCAACCAGAAUGGAUUUCAGAAAAUUCAAUUGGAUAUUCAGUUCUUAAGGGCUCCUUCUAAGGAUGUAUGUAAAGAUAAAGCAGCGGUUGAUUUACUACUGGAUGAGGUGAUUGUUGGUGCUUCGGAACUUUGUCUUGAUCCUAUUCCUCCAGAGCCUCCCAUUUUGGACCAACUUAUACAAGCAAAGUUGGCCAAAAAGAAGGAACACAGCGGGGUUACUCCAUAAUUAGGGAGGUUCAAAUCUGUGGCCGGCAUUGUUUUUGUGAGAAAUUAAAAAUGAAUGUGGCUGGAAGAAUGGAUAACUUUGCAUGGUAAGAUGAUCUGACUCUGUCUCAAAGUGUCACAUACAAGGAUCCAGAAAUGCACAAAGUAGUCAUAUAGAAAUAGGAUAAACAAGUAGUAAAUUUCUUAGCAGUGUGCACACCAGUUAUGAUUGUUGACGAGGUUUAUGAUAUGAUUUUAUUGGAUCGGUUCGGAGCCAGUGGUAGAUACGUCUUUUUGGGGCUCACGAGGUUAUUGAGUGAUAGUCUGAUAGUCGGGACUGGUUAGCACUGGCACAACACUUGGAUUAUAUAUGUAUUAUGAUUUUAUAUGUUAUAUAUAUUGUGGAUUAGGGUUCCAUUGUUAUCCGUAACGGUCAACCAUAUUUUCAAAUGUCUUUAAGGAUAUUAACUUAUUAAUUGUAUAUAAUGAUAUGAAUUCACUCAGUAUUA
Molecule: messenger RNA, 3383 nt
Organism: Mercurialis annua (annual mercury)
Lineage: Eukaryota; Viridiplantae; Streptophyta; Magnoliopsida; Malpighiales; Euphorbiaceae
Product: pentatricopeptide repeat-containing protein At1g62930, chloroplastic-like
Exons: 5
Coding region: 239-1894 (551 amino acids)
Molecular function (GO): protein binding
Source: RefSeq, a predicted model, not a curated record